Messenger RNA from Manihot esculenta (cassava), 723 nucleotides. RefSeq names its product zinc finger CCHC-type and RNA-binding motif-containing protein 1-like. NCBI's taxonomy places the organism in Eukaryota, Viridiplantae, Streptophyta, Magnoliopsida, Malpighiales, Euphorbiaceae. The transcript is spliced from 2 exons. Gene Ontology annotation, molecular function: zinc ion binding; nucleic acid binding. The coding region runs from base 1 to 723 and encodes 240 amino acids. The record is from RefSeq and is a predicted model, not a curated record.
AUGGCUUUGAAAUUAGAAAAGCUAACAGAUGGCAAAAAGAAGUCUAUUGCUUUGAAUAUAGAUACAAGUGAGUCUUCAAAUUUAUCCAGUUAUGAAGAAGAAAUGGCUAUGUUAGUAAGAAAAUUCAGAAGAGCAUUCAGAAAAGGUGGAAGCAAGUGCAAAAGAUUUGUCAAAAAGUAUGGACCAAAAGAUGACUCUCAAAAAGAUCCAAAAGAAAUUAUCUGCUAUGAAUGUAACAAGCCCGGUCACAUCAGACCUAACUGUCCAAAAAACAAAAAGAAGAAGAAGGAAGAUAAAGGAAAGAAGGCUAUGGUAGCUGUAUGUGAUGCAAUUGAUGAGAGCUCAAGUGAUGAUUCAAACGAGAAGAAUGAAGGUAAUAUUUGCUGUAUGGCUCUUGAAAAAGAAACUGCUGAACCUUCAAAAGAUGAAAAAAUUCAGAUAACUGAGGAAACAAAUAAGUGGCAUAUUGACAGUGAGUGUUCACAUAACAUGAUUGGAGACAAGACUCUAUUCAGUAAGCUGUUCAUGAAAUCAGAAGGGUUUGUAAGAUUUGGAGAUAAAGGAAGAGCACAGAUUAUCGAAAAUGGAACAAUUGGAUUAAAACCAUGUAUCGAAAAUGCGGCACUUAUUCAAAGUCUGAAAUAUAACUUGUUGAGUGUAAGUCAACUUUGUGACAAAGGUUUCAAGAUAACAUUUCUAUCCACAUAUUCUGAAAAUUCUUGA